This is a messenger RNA of Liolophura sinensis, 4474 nucleotides long. Its product is annotated as protocadherin Fat 4-like. The record is from RefSeq and is a predicted model, not a curated record. Gene Ontology annotation, molecular function: calcium ion binding. Gene Ontology annotation, cellular component: plasma membrane. NCBI's taxonomy places the organism in Eukaryota, Metazoa, Mollusca, Polyplacophora, Chitonida, Chitonidae. Gene Ontology annotation, biological process: homophilic cell-cell adhesion. Bases 45 to 3314 code for a protein of 1089 amino acids. The transcript has 15 exons.
CCAAGCUAGCUAAUGGUUAUUCAACGGAGAACGCGAUUAAUACCAUGUUGCUUUUGAGCAUGUGGACAAUUAACUCGGGCAACAUGAAGAAUGAACAAAACAUCCUGCGAUACAGUAUGAUUUGGUUGAUGGCUGUUGUUUGCCUGCUGUACACACAGCCGUGUUUUGCUGGCGCUCCGGUGUUCACCAAUCUGCCGGCUGUGUCGAUUCCACUACGUGAGGACAUCCGGGUACAAACGUCCUUCUAUGAGGUCACAGCCAGUGACCCGGAUGGAGAUCGCCUUCAGUACAACAUUGUAGGUCCACAAGGCGCACCAUUUGUGAUCGAUCCAAUCUCGGGCAUCGUGUCUGUUCGCGCGAACCCAGGGUUGGAUUUUGAGUCUCUCAAACAGUAUCAGCUACAGAUUAGUGUGAAUGACAGCAUUCAAUCAAUAACCAGUACCCUGGACGUUCAUAUAGAAGACGUCGACGAAGCACCAGUUUUCGUCACUCUUCCAGCAUCAUUUUCCCUUCCUGAAGAUUACAACAAAGUAGUUGCACUAUGGAAUGUAACAGCUACUGACCCGGAACAUGAAUAUGUGACCUACACAUUGGUAUCGCCUUUAGGAGCUCCAUUUGAUGUUUCUCCGCGAGGUAUAUUAUCGAUUCGAGCGGACCCCAAUUUCAAUUUUGAAACGCGACGUCAGUUUACGCUGACGAUUGCCGCUACUGACGGAACGCUGUCUACGCUGUCGACGUUUACCGUCAACAUCACUGACGUCAACGAGCCUCCGCAAAUACUGAACAUGGGGGAUGAAAUAACAGUACCAAAGGACACGGCGGGAAGUAUCUUUAAAGUGAAUGCCAUUGAUGAAGACAACGACAAACUGACGUACUCAUUUGUCACCUACCCGAAUACAACUGACGCAAACCUCUUCAGCAUCAACCGUAACACAGGUGAGCUUAUUGUACACAACCCCCCGGGACUGAACCCUAACGAGGAGAACUUGUACGAGGUUCACAUAACGGUCACAGACUCUGCCGGCCACAACACCACGGGGAUCCUGUACGUGAAAGUUGUGAGUUACAUGGGGUUUCCAGAAAUAUGGAAUCUUCCCAACAAAAAGGUCCUGUUCGAAAACCGCACCGAGUCCGCCAUGAUAUUCGCUCCCCGGACUAUAGACCUGACCCAGGGCGGGAAGCUCUCUUACCAUAUGAAGGCUUACCCACCUGACGGGAAAUUCACCAUAGAUCCUAACACGGGUUACGUAUGGGUACGGGAAAAUCCAGGCUUCGACUACGAGAAAAAUUACAAAUACGAUCUGGAGAUAACGGUCAGUAACGGGGUGGCCUCUAGUACCCCCCAUCAGCUGCACGUGCGAAUUGUGGAUAUGAAUGAGAAGCCGUACAUUACUGAUGUCCAGACGGUCUUCACAGUGCAAGAGAAUACUCCGACGCCAGAAGUUAUACACAAAGUGAGUGCCAAAGACCCGGAACGGCAGACGAUAACGUUUAAUUUGAAAGUGGAGCCUCCAGAAGGACAGGACAAGUUUGCCAUCAACCCUCUAAAAUCAAUUCCAGACGGCGAAGUCAGCGUGUCGCCUGUUCCGGGCCUGGACUAUGAGGAUCUGGACCAGUACACACUGACUGUGACAGCCUACGACGGCGUUCUCACCAGUAAUCCGUACAGGAUGACAGUGGACGUCACGAACGUGAACGAACCGCCGGUUUAUUCCAGUACUUAUCGACGCAUCAACAUUCCCGAAGAAAUGCUUGUGGGUGACGCUCUACCCUUGUCUUGUGCUGCUCUGGACCCAGACAUCUGGGAUAAAGUGCUCCUGUAUCAACUGGGCAGGACAACACACAGUCAGUACUUUUCUGUGGACACGACCAACGGUUGUCAACUGAAGAUCACCAAAACCUUUGACAGCGAAACAACAGGCUCCCCCAAAACAGUCUUAUUAGAAGUAACAGCCAUCGACUCUCGUGGUUUAAUUUCUAAGCCACCUCUCCAUCUUGACAUCAACAUUCAUAAUAUAAACGACAAUUCCCCUGAGUUUUCGCCGACAAACUACGAGGUUAACCUGGUGGAAGACACCGCAGUUGGCUCAUACCUUGUCCGCGUGACGGCUCACGACAAGGAUGUCGGUGACUAUGGUAAACUCACGUACAGAAUCUCCACCUCCCCAGGGGCCUACUACUUCCGCGUAUCCACUUCCGGUGAUGUGUCCGUCCGCGCAAAACUGGACAGAGAGACCAUCCAGAAGCUGACAUUCAAAGUGGUGGCAUCGGAUCAAGGGUCCCCAGCCCGCUCUGACACGGCCACGGUCACAGUCUACGUACAGGAUAGUAACGAUCACAGACCGACAUUCCUCAAAAAGAUUUAUGACUUCGAAGCCCGUUAUGACACACAGGUGGGGACCUCUGUCGGUAGACUCAUGGCCACAGAUAGCGAUGAAGGUAAUACGCGUUUACGAUACAAACUACUGGGGAUAUCAGACGAAUUUGAGCUGAACCCAAAUUCUGGAGAAAUCCGCACCGCGUCCAGCCUGGCGGUGAAGACACGGUAUCUUCUACAAGCCGUGGUCGAAGACAACGGAUCGCCCGCCCAGACGUCCAAAGCCGUGCAUAUACGGGUAGACACGUACACCUGUAAGGAAUCCCUUGUGGUGAUGAAGGUCAACCAAGCAAUGUCGUUCUUUGAUGAUGUUGGCAAGUCCAGAUUUGUUCGAGCAUUGAAGGAUGAGGUGUUUUCUGGUUUUGUUGCCAAAAUUGAGAGAGUUCGAGUUGGAGAGAAGGCAGGCACGAGUGAAGUCUUGGUCUACUUCUUGAGAAGCAAUCGGACAGAGGAUCUCACCUCUCUCUCGGAGGACAAAUUCUUCGUACCAGUGACAGAGAUUUUGCACUCAACCAACACGGGCCAAGAUGGCCAACCUAACCUGCGAUUCAUGACUGGCUCGUUUGUGAGUUUCCCAGUCACGGACAUUGCCCAUGAAUGUGAGAUAGAGAAGGUAAACUGGUGGCUGGACACGGAUGGGGGGCGGGUGACACUGGGUAUACUGGCUACAAUCGGGGGAGUACUGGCCCUGGCGGCGUUGUCCUACCUGGCAAUGCUGGCUGUGAGUCGCUGCAAUAUCUUUGAGAACUGGCGUCAGAGUCGGGUAUCCCCUCGUACAACAACUGGCAUCAAGCACACUAAGCUACCACCUUACAAGGACGACCAGAACUGGUGGAAACUGAAACCGAAAGCCGCUUUUGAGAGCUCUUCAGCGUUAGAAGAAAAAAAUACAAAGGUCCUGCAGAGCGUCCCUUUUCUUCUAGUGGUGUUAACCUAAAGGUUUCUCGACCCAGCCGAAAUGUAACCGGUAGACCAUUACCAGGUGGAGAAACAGGCCUUGAAUUCUGAUACCAGACAACAACCAAGUCUCUGAUAUGUUUUCCCUUCGUCUGCGACUACGACAAAGAAGGAAUGAAAUGGUCUGCAGAAACACAAUGAAACCAUGAGCUUGUAGUAACUGACGUGAACAUUCUUUACAUUGUCUUGCUACCAAGAUACAGGUGAACUGUUUUGAAUGAACAUCAUCAUGUGAUGAGCUAAGAGUACAACUGACACGUGUACAUUGCACUUUGUAUUAUCAGUCUGUUGAUGCAAAUAUUCUGUUAUUUAUUCGUGAGGUACUUUUUAUAUAUAAAAUUAAAUAGUGAAGCUAUGACAAUUUUGCUAGCCUUUCAUUUGUCAGGAACAGUUCCUGAUUUGCCAAAAACGUCGUAAUUCAUUUGUUUGCUUGAUUGAAAUUGAAAGCCGCUGACACAGUCAUUUUUGUCACAUGGCAAUGGCUUUAACGACGAUAAAUGAUAAUGCUGUCCUCGCGGCUGUCCUCCCGUUUCCUCCCAGCAUAAUGUUGGCCGCCGUAGUUUAAAUAAGUAAAUAAAUCAUUAGGACAUCACACAUCACAAACUCACGCAGGGCCUACCUCUGCGUGAUUUAAUCUCUUAGAUACGAAGUUCCAAGCUAGUAAAUGCCUGGAUUGCCAUUUCAAUUCAGUCUUAGGAUGUGGAUCUUCUGACCCAAACUCGGAAUUGAACAUCGAUCUUCCGUCGACACUCUAAACCACUCCACCAUCGCGGAAACGUUUUGAACAUUAUAUACUGUCAUCGUAUUUAUUUAUUUGUUGGUGUUUAAUAUUGUAUUCAAGAAUUUUCCAUUCAAAUGAUGAAGAUCGGCUUUAUGAUUGGAGAAAACCGGAGCUCCAGGAAGAAACCUCCGCCAUUUACCAGCUACCUGACUGAUCUCCAGGCUUAAAGCCGCCAAUGUUCCAUUGCCAAGUAGCACUGGUACCUUAUCCAAAGCAGCCAUAAAAAUCCUGACAUAUAGGUUGAUGGUCAAAGUCGGGACCAUGCAGUAUUCGCGUCUCUGGUUUUACUUUCUAUGUUCUCGUCUAUAUUCGCUUAUACGCCUGCCUUCUUAUGAGUGAAAUAGGAAUGUGUUUGAUGU